Molecule: messenger RNA, 405 nt
Organism: Naegleria gruberi
Lineage: Eukaryota; Heterolobosea; Eutetramitea; Acrasida; Naegleriidae
Exons: 1
Coding region: 1-405 (134 amino acids)
Source: RefSeq, a predicted model, not a curated record
AUGAAGAUGAUGGGUUCCCUAUGUCGUGCUGGUUUAGUAAAAUUCAGCAUGACUCCACGAGUCAAUAAAACCAACACUGAUCAUUCCUACUCACAACAGGGAAGAUGUAAAUUCCGAAUUAAAUCAUCGACCAAUUUACAAUAUAAGAGUGGAGCCUAUCGAUUGCACAAGACAAGUGCCACUUCAUCAUCGGAAGAGGUCAUUACAAAUUCCUAUCACAAGUAUAAUAGUGAGAAGGGAUAUAGAAGAGUUGAAUAUAUUAAAACAGCAGAGGAACAUCACCAACAAAAGUGGAAACAUUAUAGACAUGAUCAUAAUAGAGAUACUAAUCAUAAGAAGUGGCACAGAAAUCAUCCAAAGGAUGGAUUUUAUCAAAAGAGAGAGGAAUUUGGAAUGGAUGAGUAG